Brassicogethes aeneus is the source of this 874-nucleotide messenger RNA. The record is from the annotation of a GenBank genome assembly. NCBI's taxonomy places the organism in Eukaryota, Metazoa, Arthropoda, Insecta, Coleoptera, Nitidulidae.
AUGUACAUAUCUUAUAUAUAUCCUGCUCUUUAUAAAUUACAAAACAUUGUUAAUUUUUGGGUUGAAAUAAAAAUGGAUAUUCCUCUAAUACUUUUACUUCUUGGUCUGGUUUUUAACUUGACCAAAGCUCUUCAACUGGGUACUUGUGCUAAUUCUUCAAGGAUAUAUAGCAAAUUUUCCUGUGAAAAUAAGCCAUUGACAUUAUCCUGUCCCAAAGAUACUGUAAUAAAAAUUUCAAGUGCUCAAUAUGGCAGAACUAAAACUAGUAUAUGUCCAGGAAAUAUGCCGAAUCAGACUUGCAAGGCUCCAAGCAGCAAACGUCUUGUAUCUGAGGCGUGCUCUGGAAAAAACGAAUGUACUAUAGCAGCUAGUAAUACGGUUUUUGGUGAUCCAUGCCCUACUACCGAAAAAUAUUUGGAGGUAAACUACUGUUGUGAGACUCCAUAUCCAGUUGGUUGUGAUACUGCCCCACAAGUUGAGACAGCAUGUGGUUCAACAUUUUUAAGCCUUAAAUGUCAAGUGGGUAAAUUAAACAUAUUAAGCGCAAAUUAUGGCAGAACUGAUACAAUUACUUGUCCAUACGGUACAAUACAAACUACAAAUUGUCAUGCUGAUAACUCCACUAGCAUAGUAUCAAAAUGGUGCAAUGGUAAGAGUGAAUGCUAUACUUUAGCGCAUCCCUAUAUUUUCGGCGAUCCAUGUAAUGGGACUUUUAAAUAUUUAUUUGCCAAGUUUUGUUGCAAAUUGGAUGAAUAAUUGUAAAAUAGAUAAAUGAAUGUUUACAAUAAUGCUUUUAUUAUAUCAAUAUUAUAUGCCAUUAUUAAAAAGUAGUUUUUUAUUUCAAUAUUCCAAACGUCUUUUGUACACAAUAGCA